Seminavis robusta is the source of this 693-nucleotide messenger RNA. NCBI's taxonomy places the organism in Eukaryota, Bacillariophyta, Bacillariophyceae, Naviculales, Naviculaceae. The record is from the annotation of a GenBank genome assembly.
AUGCAGCCAGACAGAAACAGUGUCAUGGAGCCAGACAGAAACGAAAGCAGUGCUUUCCUGCAGUCAGAGGUGGGGGCGGGGGCUACAUGUUUUACUGAUACUGUCAAAAGCAGUGUCAUGGAGCCAGACAGAAACGAAAGCAGUGCUUUCCUGCAUGAUGAUAAAUGUUUCUUCACUCAUCUGGAUGGUGUUGAUACUUCCGAUUCUGAUGCAGAUUGUCCUGGCUUUGGGGGCGCCUUCAAUACAGUUGUAGCGGAAUCAAACACAGAUGAGGAAAUAGACCAAUCAGAUGGCGACUUAGCCCACGACAAAGAUGAGGGGGUGUACCAACCAGAUGGCAACUCAGGUCACCGCCAAGGCAGGACAUGCCAAGACUCACACAGGCUGUUUGGCCAGGCGGACAAUGCAAGCGUCAAUCAGAACGAAAGUGACACCAUCACAUCCAAAAUAUCAGCGGCACUUCUUGCCGGAAAUACUACAAAAGUGAGGUCGCUAUUCUAUGUUUCUUUGAAGAAAUUUACAGACUUGGCUGGACACUGGGCAAAAGAAGCUGGACAGCUCCUACAACUUCCAAUGGAAAGCAAGAAAACCUUGUUGCGUCAUCUUGGAAGCAGCUGUCGUUGGAAAGGUGUUGAUGAGAUGAAUAACCACAUCUUUGGUGAACUUUUGGCCAAUGCAGCUGUGCCAAGUUGA